Molecule: messenger RNA, 429 nt
Organism: Entamoeba dispar SAW760
Lineage: Eukaryota; Evosea; Mastigamoebida; Endamoebidae
Product: deoxyuridine 5'-triphosphate nucleotidohydrolase, mitochondrial precursor, putative
Exons: 1
Coding region: 1-429 (142 amino acids)
Biological process (GO): dUTP catabolic process; dUMP biosynthetic process
Molecular function (GO): magnesium ion binding; dUTP diphosphatase activity
Source: RefSeq, a predicted model, not a curated record
AUGGAAGAAGUGUUGUUAGUAAAGAAAUUAGCUGAAGACGCCACUAUUCCAACAAGAGGGUCAAAUUAUGCUGCAGGAAUUGAUUUAUAUUCUAAUACAAAUUUCAUAAUUCAGCCACAUGAUAGAUUUUUAGUUUCAACAGGAAUAGCAGUUCAAAUUCCACACCAAUGUUAUGGAAGAAUAGCACCUCGAUCAUCACUAGCACUCAAAUAUGGAAUUGAUGUUGGUGGUGGUGUUAUUGAUGAAGACUAUAGAGGGGAAAUAAAAGUAAUAUUGUUUAACCAUUCAAAUGAAAUAUUUAAUUGUAGAAAAGGUGAUAGAAUAGCACAACUUAUUAUUGAAAGAAUUUCGUGUUGUAGAAUUUCAGAAGUAAAAGAAUUAAAUGAAACUGAUAGAGGGUCAAAUGGAUUUGGUUCAACAGGUAAAUAA